Molecule: messenger RNA, 1312 nt
Organism: Nestor notabilis (Kea)
Lineage: Eukaryota; Metazoa; Chordata; Aves; Psittaciformes; Psittacidae
Gene: FHL3
Product: four and a half LIM domains 3
Exons: 5
Coding region: 26-865 (279 amino acids)
Biological process (GO): actin cytoskeleton organization
Cellular component (GO): nucleus; Z disc; stress fiber
Molecular function (GO): transcription coregulator activity; actin binding
Source: RefSeq, a predicted model, not a curated record
UGAAGGAGGCCCUCAGACUGGCACCAUGACAGAGUGCUUUGACUGUGACAACUGCAAGGAGUCCUUGUAUGGCCGCAAGUACAUCCAGAUGGACAACGGCCCCUACUGCAUCCCCUGCUACGAUGCCCACUUUGCCAACACCUGCGAUGAGUGCAAAGAGCUGAUCGGCCACGACUGCAGAGAGCUGUACUAUGAGGAUCGCCAUUACCACGAGCACUGCUUCCGCUGCUUCCGCUGUGACCGCUCCCUGGCUGAUGAGCCCUUCACCUGCCAAGGAGAGGAGCUGCUGUGCAAUGACUGCUACUGCAGCGAGUUCUCCUCCAAAUGCAUUGCCUGCGAGAAGACAGUCAUGCCAGGAUCCCGUAAGCUGGAGUACAACGGACAAACCUGGCAUGAGCACUGCUUCAUAUGCAGCAGCUGCCAGCAGCCCAUCGGCUCACGGUCCUUCAUCCCAGACAAGAAGGAUUAUUACUGUGUGCCCUGCUAUGAGAGCAAGUUCGCUCCUCGCUGCACCCGUUGCAAAAAGACCCUGACCAAGGGAGGAGUGACUUACCGGGAUGAGCCUUGGCACAAGGAGUGUUUCGUCUGCACGGGCUGCAAGACCCCCCUGGCUGGCCAGCAGUUCACCUCCCAGGAUGACAACCCCUACUGCAUCAAGUGCUUUGGGAACCUCUAUGCCAAGAAGUGCAGUGCCUGCACAAAGCCCAUCACAGGCUUUGGUGGUGGUAAAUACGUCUCCUUUGAGGACCGUCACUGGCACCACAAUUGCUUUAACUGUGCCCGCUGCAACACCUCGCUGGUGGGGAAGGGCUUCAUCCCUGACAACGAUGAGAUCCUGUGCCGCGACUGCAGCAGCGACCUAUGAGCCUCCGAGGACACCGUGGGGCAGGGGCUUUCUCUUUCUUCAGGGUCUUUGUGCCAGAUACCCCAACAACACUGCAGGGGCAGGGCACAAGGCACAGGAGAUGGGGGCUGACCCCGAACCACGGUGUGUUCAGGGGGUUCCUGUGCCCCUCCUGAAGGCUAGAGUACGCUAUGCUGUGGCUCUGUGCAGAGCCAAAGCUAAAUAAAGUUGAAAAAGGAGCUUCAAGAUCCCCCCCCCGCCAUUAUUUACUCUUUCCUUUUGCUUCCUGUCUGACCAGGCACAAGCUGAGCCCAGGGCCCCAGCUGAGCAAAGGGCAGCAGCAGCUUCAGUGUUGCGCUGCUGGAUCUGCACGCUGGCAGCAUGUAUUUGCUCCUCCUGGCACAGUGCUGACUUUUCUCUUCUCCCCAUGUGCUUCCCUUGCUCUGUGUGAUACAAGGCAGCAGCUCC